Molecule: messenger RNA, 6531 nt
Organism: Portunus trituberculatus (swimming crab)
Lineage: Eukaryota; Metazoa; Arthropoda; Malacostraca; Decapoda; Portunidae
Product: WD repeat-containing protein 44-like
Exons: 25
Coding region: 116-3718 (1200 amino acids)
Molecular function (GO): protein binding
Source: RefSeq, a predicted model, not a curated record
CCCAGCGCAUGUAAACACUCAUGGCCGCCGUCAGCUGACCGACAGUGGGCUGGCCAGCGAUACAAGUUAGGUUAGAUGGAAAAUUACACCCAUAACUCAGCUCCCAUGCCUAAUUAUGUCGUCUGAGAGUGACCCAGAGGAGUUUUAUGAUGCAUCAGACGUCACUCCGCACCGCCAGACCAGCAGAUUGGAUGAUGGAGUGUCUGGAGAACUGUUCUCCCAAGUUCACCUGCAGACGACCCAAGAGCAGACUACUUCUUUGGCAAACCUUACUCUGAAACAUGAUUUGCUUCAGAAUACAGACAGCACACUUUCUCAGCAAUGCCCUCCUCCAUCCUUGAUGCAGCCUCCUGCUCAGCCUUUCCUGCAUCCUCUCAAAGUAUUUAAUCAGCCUCCCUCAAAGGAUUUAGUGAGUUCUGACCAAGCCAAGAAUGAAGGCCUGCCUGUUGGAGUGGAGAAGGAGGAAUGUCUCAGUCUGGGAAGCGCAAGUGGAGGGAAGCGGGAUAUGGAGGAGUCCAGCAGCGCCUGCAGCGGCUCACUGCUUGGAAACCUGGCUGAUGAUGAUGAUGAGGAUGAUGCUGCUGCCCCACGAGUCUGGUCAGGGGGAAGACGACGCAUCAGACACCCAGAGGUUCGCCGGCAAAUCCAGACUGAAGACGAUGACCACAUCAAUCUGCCCUCACCGCUUGGAAGUCAGUCGUCCUCAGCUGAUGGAAUAUACCCGUCUGGCAGAACCUCUCACCCUUUCCGAGUAGUGGAACAUGAUGCCGCCAGUGUUCAGAGCUCAAUAUCACUGGGAAAGGUUGGUAAAAUAUUGGGUGGACUAGAAGGCCAUAUCAUUCAGGAAGGUCAGCAGAGCAAUGAAACUCAGCCAGAAACAAAGUCUAUUGAAUCGUCUCACUCGGAUCCCUCCAAAGACGUCAGACCAUCAGCAAGUGUGAAGUUGGCUAGUGACAUAGCUGGGAUAACCAUGUCUCCAGAACCUGACCUCGUGGCCAGCACAAAAAGCAGCUCGGGCAGCGACAAGUCCAACAGCCUCCCUCGCACAGGACAGGACUCUCUCCCACCUGAUCUGCCAACACUUGACGUUUCCUCCCAGCCACAAAUAGCAGUGUCUGAUGCCUUCCCUGUACCGCACCUGUCCCACUCUGAACCUUCCAAAAAGGAUGGUGCUCUUGAGUCUUUGCCUGGGGUAUCUACCACUGCACCUACUCCUUCUCUUUUGGAUGAUAUUAGGAGUCAGCCCCGUAUAGGUAUCCAUUACACUAGCAAUUAUGAUUCAGAGGCUGGCAACAUGAGAGCUACAUCCUACAAGGUUCAUGCUCCAGCUGCAGUGGUUCAGGGUCCCCACCAGUACCCACCACCAGGCCAAGUGACAAGCGUCCCUGUUGCUCCACCUAGAAAAAAGAGAAGGAACAGGCACAACACUGAUGAUGACACGGCAAGUGUAUCGUCUCUUCCCUCCCCCUCACUCGCCCUCUCAUCUGUGGACGCCAUCAGUAUUGGUCAGUCAUUAGAUUUACGUCAAGCCGUCCGUGGAGAAUACCUUGUUAAGCCCCAGGACUCAGAGAAUGCUAAAGCAUUGGGUCCAACUCCUGAGGAAAUAGCUCGACUAGAAGCUGAGGACAACACUAGUCAGGCCUCAACCCCAGAGGUGUCUAGAGCACCAAGUCGUCUUGCCAGCUCCAGCCAGCAGGCAGCCUCCGCCAGUGAGACUCCCAGCACCCCAGGAACUCCAGGCUCCAUCCCCUCAGACACAGCAUCAUCAGAUGUGGCUGCCAGUCCAGCCUCCAGCAAUGAGGGUCAAGUGAAGCAACUCAACUUGAUGGUUCGGACUCGAUCAGACUCUGGAAAAGAGCUUUCUGAUGCGGAAUGGAUAUUGCAGUCUCCUGUUGACUUUGAUGACAUCAUGAGUGACAAAGAGAUCCUGCAGCAAGUGACUGUGCUGAAUCUCGACACUGGUGAAAGAAUUGCUCUCAGUGAUGCCGAGAACUGUCUGCCCAAGGCCCUCAACCCUCUCUCCCUCCACAUCAUGAGACUCACAAGUGAAUAUGUCAGAGGACGAGCCACAUCAGGAAGACCAAUGUCAGCUGUAGACAGCUGCCUGCAAGCGCUAAGCCCCAGCAGCUCUUGCAGUUCUAAUGUUGAUGGGCCAGAGUCAGAUGAAGAAAGUGUUGUUGAGGUGAGCGUCAAGAAACUUCCCGAUGUGGACAGUUCAGCAGUGAAGAAAAAGACAUCCCAGCUGAAGAAAUUCUUGGGUCGAAAAAUGGAGUCUGCUGUGAACAAAGCACGAUCUCUUGCUCAUGAGGUUUCCCACAGACACCGUGAAGAGAAGGACAUUUUUGAGGAUGACGCACCAGCCCAUGACACUAUGCACUAUGUCAAGAUCAAAACUGGCCACAAAGGACCACAUGAAUUUGACAACCUUAUGUAUGUUCAGGAAAUUGCAGGGGAGCACACUGGGCCAAUAUGGUGCACAAAGUUCAGCGGGUGCGGCCGAUUGCUGGCCACGGCUGGACAGGACCACAUGCUGCGGGUGUGGGUGCUCAAACAAGCCUUCAACUACUUCCUGGACAUUCGCACAAAGUGUAAUGCUGACAUCAAGGUAUCACCGACUCCCUCUCAAGAGUCGCUUGUGUCACAACAUUCAGGGCAGUCAGGGGAGGAUCCAGGCUCCCUUGACCCCACAGAUGAUGGAAGUGCUCCAUUCAUGCCCAAGCCUUUCUGCGUCUACACAGGACACUCAGCAGACAUGCUGGAUAUCUCCUGGUCCAAGAACUACUUCUUGCUGACCUCCUCAAUGGACAAGACAGUGAGACUGUGGCACAUCAGUAGAAAGGAAUGUCUUUGUAUAUUUCAGCACAUGGAUUUUGUCACAGCAAUUGCAUUUCAUCCCAAGGAUGAUCGCUACUUCAUAUCUGGUGCACUGGACGGCAAGAUAAGACUGUGGAGUAUACCAGACAAGAGAGUUGUUCUGUGGAAUGAAGUGGAAUGCCAGCCAAACCUCAUCACAGCUGCAAACUUCUGCCAGAAUGGAAAAUAUACAGUGGUUGGGACAUAUGAUGGCCGGUGUAUGUUCUAUGAAACGGACCAGCUGAAGUACUACACACAAAUCCUUGUGAAAUCCACACGAGGAAAAAAUGCCAAGGGUCAGAAAAUUACCGGAAUAGAACCUUUGCCAGGAGAAGAUAAGAUUCUGAUUACAAGUAAUGACAGCAGAAUACGCUUAUAUGAUCUGAGGGACCUCAACUUGUCCUGCAAGUAUAAAGGUUACUCCAAUACAUCUAGUCAAAUAAGAGCAGGAUUCAGCCAUGAAGGGAAAUAUAUCGUUGCUGGAAGUGAGAAUCAGUGUAUAUACAUAUGGAAGACUCAUCACGACUGCUCAAAGUUCCCAUCGGCCAGAAGGGACAGGAAUGAAUAUUGGGAAGGAGUCAAAGCUCACAGUGCAGUUGUGACCUGUGCUGUGUUUGCUCCCCAUCCUGAGCUGGUGUUCAGCUUUAUUGAGCAGCAGCAGGAGAUUCUCAACAAGGCCACUCAGCCCCCAGAGGAGCAGCAGCAGCAACAGCAGCAGCAGCAGCAGCAAUCUCAGAAUAAGGAUAGCGGCACCAAUAACAAAGGAUAUGUUCUUGUCUCUGCAGACUUCAAUGGCUGUAUCAAGGUGUUUCUGAAAAAGGAAAAGCCUAAGCAUUCUUCACUGCCAGCUUCAGCUCUGGUGUAGAAAGGUUUAUAGCACAGAAGGUGAUAAUCAUAUAUUACCAAUAAAGGAAGACAUUUUUAUGCAUUUUUGUUUAUUUCUUUCUUGUUACAUGUAUAGGUAUUGAAUAGCCUUAUAUGCAUCAAAGCCAAAGGAGAGAGGCAAUACUGGAAAUAAUGUUGAUGUUUGAUGAUUGAUUAUGGUUUUAACUUGCCAGUCAUUGUAUAUGCAAGCUGUGACAGACCGCUAUCAAAUGAGUAAUCUUGAUUGAAGAUUAAAGAUGAAUGAAUUUAAAAUUUUUAUACUUGGUACAAGGUAUUAAUGAUUUCUUUUAACAAAAUGAUAAGAUUUCAAUCUGGUCAUAUUUUACAAAAUAUUUGACCAUCGGUUGAGAAAUUUUUAUUCUUGCUGUGAUAUAGUUCAUAUUUUUCAGUGAAUUUGUAUAUAUCAUGUACAUUGAAACCCUGACACAUAGUAGGAUUGACAUGAUAAGACCAGAAUGUAAUGAUGUUUCCAUACCUACUUAAAGUAAACUCAAAAUUAUGGAAUGUGGUGGCCAGCAGCAGCCUCACACCAUGCACAGGUUCUGCUUAUGUGUCAGUCUUACAGCUCAGUUGCUGUAGUGGAGAGAGAGAGUGGUGGAAGCACCCCAUCUGUGAUACAUGUGGGGAGAUAUUCCAGCCAGUAGCAGUAAGCUGUUUUUAGAGUCCAUCUGGAUGAAUUGAAGGCAGCCUUAUUAUUCCUCCAGCAUCCAGAUGAACUGUAUUUGAAGGUAUUUUAUUGAAGCCAUCUUUAUUUUUCAGCUGAGUAAACCUGUAUGGGUCAUAAGAUCAUAUUCCGAAACACUUCUGCACACACCUUGACUUUUUCAAAAUGCUCUAGUUAAAGUUAUUCGGGUUUUUCAGGACAUUUUUAUUGUUCUACAGAAGAUUAACAAGAUUUACCAAUCAUUUAGAUCUAUGGCCUUUGAAAAUAAUUGUGGUGAGAGAGCUAAGUGUUUCUGAAUAUGGGCCUUAAAUUGCACAAGAAGCUUAUUUCCAUUUUAAGUGAAGCAAGGAGUACUGUAGGGUCAUGACAAAUGGAUUAAAAGGAGUGGAUUGAUAUGAAAAUGCUUACUCGGUUCAUUAUUCUAUCAUAGCUAAAAAUAUGUACUGUAUGAUAAGGGCUUGUCCAUACAAAACCUUAUGUUGUAGAAGGAAGAAUUGCAUUUACUCUUUCUUCUGCUACUGCACUAUAUUUGUACAAGGAGGGAGAAGAUAUUUGAGCUGAAUAUAAAAGGCAGAUUAAUUUUACAGCUGAUGGUAAUUAAAAAGACUUGUAACUUUUGUUCAAAUGUUCACAACAAUAUCUAAGAGAUGUAGCCCUUGAUGGUGUACUAAUGAAUUUUAAGAAACAGAAAGAUGUUUAGAAGGAAGAUGUAUAGAAAAUUACUUGUAUGGGAAGAGUCAGUAAUGAGGUGGAAAUCAAGCAAAGUGUGACCAAAGAUUUUAGGUGCCAUGUGGGAGAAGUGUAAAUAAUAGAGAUGUGGAAGAUGUGGUUAGUGUUAGGCAAAUGUCAAGUUGGUAUGGUUAAGGCAAGGAAAAUGAGAGAAAAUACAUGGUAGACAGAUAAUGUCAAAGAAGCAGUUAGUUAAAAUAAGGAAUUUUUACAUGGUGUUUGUCAAUAGUUAUGCAAGAAGUUAGUCAGAGUAAAAUUAUAAGGGGCAUGGAAGGUUUAAAAUUGGUUAAGAUCCAGAUCUGAUCCUUAGUUUCAGGAGGGCUGGCUUAGCACCCUGUUCCUAAUCCUGUCCUGGAGAUGCACUCAGUAUCCUCUACCUGUUAUCAACACUUUGUCCUUUGGCUUGUUCUGAAGUUUUCUCUGUUUUGAGCUCUUGUCAUUGCAUUUCUUUAUUGUGUCCAGUCAAUUUUGUGUUGUUCCUAAUCGUGUAUCAUAAGUUUUAUUGAUAUUUUUGUCUUCUCAUUGAUAGGAUUUGAUUAAGUACUGUUCUCCUUUUCCAUGAAGUGACCUCUCCAUAAAAUAUAAAAGAUCUCUGGCAUAGUGCCAUACAUUCCACACUUACACUAGAAUUUCACAGCUUGCUACCAUAGCUCAUAGAAGUUAUCACAAAUAUCCCUUUAAAAUUUAGAUCCUUUAUAUUUCUGUCCAGAAUCAUGCCAGAUCUUUUAAUCCUUCAUUCUUUUCUUAACUUACAAAACCUUGCCAGCUUUCAUUCUUCAGGUCCAGGCAUCCAGUCAGUCUCCACUGUCUCUUCACCAUUGCUUCCUAUUGUCAAUGAAAAUAGCUUCACUGCUACUCUGCUUCUGAUGCUCAUGGCAUAGAUUGACAGACAUUACAUAAUACACACAAUACAAAUAGCAUAAUAGGAACAACAAUAUAUGCAACCAAGAAAUGGACAGAACACAAUGCUGAGGCUUGUUAUCCAAGCAGUAGAAAUGAAUUCUCUGAAAGGUGCUUGCGGUGCAAAGAACAUAGAGUAAUAAGCUUACGUGAAACAUUGAGCCUGUCAAGGAAAGUGAAGACUUGUGGAAUGGCUGAGAUGACAGAAUGCAUCACUAUGACAGUGUUGUCAGCUGUGGAGUAUAGGAAUGGAAUAGGAUAAGUAGAAGGAUACAUGGUGUGGGUGUAGGGAGAACACCUCCACUAAUAUUAGAAGUGUUGAAUUAUUUUAGAGGAUGAGUGAGGGAAGGGAAUAGAGAUAAAAAUAAGUGAAGAGUUUUGUGUUGUGGUCAUAGUCUUGAGGAAGUUGCAUGUGAACAGAUUGAUCAAUAUUGAGGUAGAUAAAUGAGCAUGAAUGGUGACUGCAGCAUAUUGUAGAUCAAUAAAAGAAAUUCAUUAGU